Messenger RNA from Caenorhabditis elegans, 1526 nucleotides. RefSeq names its product PIG-P domain-containing protein (gene Y48E1B.17). Lineage: Eukaryota; Metazoa; Nematoda; Chromadorea; Rhabditida; Rhabditidae. Gene Ontology annotation, cellular component: membrane. The transcript is spliced from 2 exons. The record is from RefSeq and is marked reviewed. Bases 14 to 439 code for a protein of 141 amino acids.
AUCUUUCCGGCGGAUGACCUCCACCGAAUCUUCCUCUACAACCAAAAAAACUCCAAAAACCCCACUACCAUCUGAAGAAAUCCAUCUCCCAGGACCCCAUCCGGCUCGUGGAAUCUACGGAUUUGCUCUCUACAUCGUCUCCUGGACACUUUUUGUGAUCUACCUGAUUUGGGCGAUCACGCCGGUCCCGAUUUUGUAUCGAUUGGGAAUCACGUACAUCCCAUCAAAACUCUGGGCUCUCGCAAUCGGAAUCUUCUUCCCGACGGCCGCCUGCCUCUACGUCACCGUAAUUUUUCUGAUCAACUGCUGGAACUUUUACGGAAUCUUUGAUAACGUUCAGGAGGUCACCAACGAUUUCGGCGAACGCUCGAAAUCCAAUUCAAUCGAUAGUUUGAGCAGCAGCUCUACGGAGAGCCCGAAAAAAGCGAAAAAAUGCUAAGAUCCUGUGGAAUCCGAUACCUGAGCACACGUCGGGACAUCCAGAAGACGCUGGACGCGGUGAAGCGUCUGAAGAUCAACCGAACCGCCCAAGUCGGCGAGAUUCACCGAAGAUGGUCGGAAUUUGAACGGGAGCAGUUGAAUUCGGGGGAUCUUCGGGAUCCCGGUGCUUCUAGAUAUUCGACAGAGUCAAUGCUCGGCGAGAUGAUGCUCAGCCAGGAGCCCAGCUAUCAGAAGAUUCUGGAGAAGAGGGCUCCGCCGAAGGUUGAAGCUGUGAAGGAUCGGGGAGAUCAGGGAGAAGCUGCUAGUUUCCCAUUGAAGUCGGUUUCAGUUGGAGCUGAAGCUUCAAAAGCUCAGGGCUCCGAAGCUGAAGCUGAAGGAUCCACCGAAGGUUCCUCAGACCGAGGCUUCUACGUUGAAGCUGACGUCUUUGUCGACGAAUACGUGGCGGGAAGCUCUCUAGACCUGGACCCCGGCGACAGGAUGGUAGCCACCCGGGAAUACUUUGGCGGUGAUGAUGCUGUAGAGCACAUUUCCUUCCAAAGACCCGGGCAGAGGGCUGAAGGGCUUCAAGAAGGAUCAGGGAAGGAUCAGGAUCUAUCGGAUGAUCUGAGCUCCGAACCUGGCAUGAUCGGAACUGUCGAUGAGGAGAUCCCGGCGAGCUCGCGAAAAUGCACGGGGUGCGGAGCAAAUUUCCACUGUAAAGAUAGCUCCCUGCCGGGAUUUGUGCCUCUGGAGAUUUUGGAGAAGAUUGACAGAAGAUCUGUAGAUCAGAGCCUCUGCAAGCGGUGUCACCUGCUCCAGGAGCACAAUUUUCUGCUCAAUGUCAAUGUAUGCGAUGUGGACUACACUCGAAUGAUGGGCGAGCUUAAGAAGCAGCCCGAGUCGCUUGUGGUGCUUGUCGUUGAUGUUACGGAUCUUCCCGGAAGCAUCUACCCGAGGCUUGCGUCGGUUGUUGGAAGCCGUCGGCCGAUGAUUGUGGUGGGGAAUAAGGUGGACUUGUUGCCGCCUGACGCUCGGACGGGUUAUAUGUGGAGAUUUAAGAAGACGGUGGAGAGAGCUGUCGAGAAGGCUGGAUUGUUGGAGAA